Ogataea angusta is the source of this 669-nucleotide messenger RNA. RefSeq lists its product as uncharacterized. Bases 1 to 669 code for a protein of 222 amino acids. NCBI's taxonomy places the organism in Eukaryota, Fungi, Ascomycota, Pichiomycetes, Pichiales, Pichiaceae. The transcript is spliced from 2 exons. Gene Ontology annotation, biological process: L-tryptophan biosynthetic process. The record is from RefSeq and is a predicted model, not a curated record. Gene Ontology annotation, molecular function: phosphoribosylanthranilate isomerase activity.
AUGAGUCAGGUAGUCAAGAUCUGCGGACUCAGAUCUCUCACCGAGGCUGAAGUCGCAGUCAGCAGCGGAGCGCAUUUGCUGGGAGUGAUUCUUGUGCCAAAUAGAGCAAGAACCAUCGACCCUGAGCAGGCGAGACAGAUAAGCAAGCUGUGCGAGGCGAGACGGCGAUCGCUAGGGCGUGAGUUUGUGGACCCCAAAAAGCUCCUUGAGCAUCUGCGAAAAUCACAUUUGGAGGGACCCGAAAACCAGCCCCUGGACGACGUUGUGAAGCUGUCGCGGGACCUGGAGCUGGAUUUUGUGCAACUACACGGGUCGGAGGAUUUUUCGCUGUACAUCAACCACCUUACUCUGCCCGUGAUUGCCAGAUACGUGCUAAACAAGCCCAACAUAGCAGAGGCCACCAAAACGCAUCUACAUAUACUUCCCCUGCUGGACUCGGAGCUCGGAGGCGAAGGCAAGGUCAUCAACUGGGACGACGCAGAAGAGUUCAAUAGGCAAUACCACGGCGUUUACCUGCUGGCAGGCGGUCUCAGACCGGAAAACGUGCGCCAGGCGUUGUCGGUGCAAGGAUGUCUGGGGGUGGACGUGAGCGGCGGAGUGGAAACGGACGGGGUGAAGGAUCUCGACAAAAUUAGGCAUUUCAUUGCCACUGCCAACUAUAUAGAGUGA